This is a messenger RNA of Mesocestoides corti, 885 nucleotides long. The record is from the annotation of a GenBank genome assembly. NCBI's taxonomy places the organism in Eukaryota, Metazoa, Platyhelminthes, Cestoda, Cyclophyllidea, Mesocestoididae.
AUGACCGUGCGUGCUCUUCACUACGUUUUCAAAAUCCCUAACCGCAGUGAGGCAGUGAAGUUUUACAAGCAAAUUCUUGGUAUGAAGGUUCUUCGCCAUGAGGAGUUCCACGAGGGUUGCAAAGCUGCAUGCAAUGGGCCUUAUGACGGAAGGUGGAGUAAGACAAUGAUUGGUUACGGCCCCGAAGAUGACCAUUUCGUCCUUGAGCUAACCUACAACUACGGUAUUGGAAGUUACAGACACGGCAACGAUUUUAGAGGAAUUCACAUAUAUUGUCCACAGGCAUUUGAGCGAGUUAUUUCUCAAACCAACAUUCCUUUCAAACAACACACGGGCUAUGUGGAGCUGCUUGAUCCAGCUGGAUACAGGUUUUUCAUUUACAACGAGAAAUCAACUACGGAUGACCCAGUCAGGAAGCUUGAACUCUCUUGCUCUAACCUUCACCGAUCCAUAGACUAUUGGACGAACAAGUGCGGCAUGACGUUACUCGAGUCCUCGGACAAGCAUGCGGUCCUUAGCUUUGGCAAGAACCAAUGCACUUUACAGCUAACCUUAGCUGAGGAAGCCAUUGACCGUGCUCAGGCUUAUGGUAGGGUAGCCUUUUCUUGCCCUCGUGAUGCGUUAGCACCUCUUCAAGAGAAAAUGGAUUUAGAAAAAGAGAUCGUUCUCACGAGACUGGUUAGUCUAGAUACGCCGGGCAAGGCAACAGUUGAGGUCAUUAUCCUCGCUGAUCCGGAAGGUCACGAGAUCUGCUUCGUCGGCGACGAAGCCUUCCGCAGUCUCUCACAAGUGGAUCCGAAAGCCGACGAACUGCUGGAGACGGCGAUGGCCGAGGACAAGAGCGACGCCUGGUUUGACAAACGCGGUGGCAAAAAAACCCAGUAG